UACUGCUUCAUUUCCCCAUACCUUGUACCUAAGGUAGUAAUGUCCUGCCUCUCCCUUCUUCAACAUUCAACAUACCAGCCGCGUCCUCGUCUUGGAUUGCUUCAAGUAGCUUAGUUAGUCAUAUCGAACAUUAUGAAAUCUUGAUUCUUGGAUGCCAAUCAGGGCAUUCAAUAUUCUUUACCCUUGCCUCGUUCUUAAGUAUCCCGUACUUGAUAAUGUCGAUCACCGCGCAAGUUCACGAUCGCGAAGGCGAACGUGCUGUUAAUCCUCACCCCCUCGUCGUAGAGCUCGCCAAAGUCCUACCCAAGGAUCGCAAGUUUACUGCCUAUCAUGUCUCAACACCACCUGUUAAUGCCGAUCCUCUAUUCCACUCACCUGCCUACAAUCCUACGUCCAGUUCAACGCCUUCCGACGAGACCAAGUCGAAAUCCAUAAGCAGACGACCGAGUAAACCAUUGAAGACAUAUUGCGAGAAACAUUUCCUAGCUAUUUCAAUUGAUGCCGGAAAUAAGGAGAAGAGCACCGAGGGGCAAGUCUUAGUCCUUGGAUUGGAAAUCUACAUCUACACAACGCGAUUUUCUACUAUCGUAUUCGUUUCCAAAGCUGAUUCGACUGGGUACUUGAACCUCCUCGAGCUUCCCAAAGGAACACCCUCUCCAAUUCGAGAAGUUACCGCAUGCUUCCUAGCCUACCUGAUUGCCAAUCGAAAGCGUCCCACAAAGCAACUCGUCGUAAACCUCUUCGCUCGAGCCCAGUCGCAAUACCUCUUCCCAGGAAGUGUGAAGAAUAAAGACAAGCACAUACUUGACGACAAGGGGUUGGUGAAAUGGUGGUGCCGCGUGCUCAACUCGUUGCUCGAGGGCGAUGAUUAUUCGGAUGUGAAACAAACAUGGGAUAAGAUACACGGAUACUUGGUCAUACCUGGAUUGGACAACUACGAGACGCGAGCUUUUCUACCCCGAACCAGUGUCGCAUCAACCAACUGGACAUUAGGGCAUCCCCUAGAAAAUAUAUCACCAUAUACGAAGGACCAGAAUAUAUACGGUCCUGUUAUUUAUCCGAGAUGUCUCAUCCCGAUAUUCCCAGAUGACCCCAAGGCGCGUUUCGUGGAAGAGUUAGAAGAAUCAACAUCCGAAAUGACUAAACUACUAUCUGGCUGGAAAAGCCCAAAGACGCUUGAACAAUUCUGGGAAAUGAUGGCAUUCCGGCAAGAAUGUUCUAGUGGAAGAUUGACUGGAUUCAUAUGGGUUGUUUUUGAUCCUCCGGUCGCACCAAAUCCAGCCACCAAAUCUGCUGCAGUCAUCCCCACUCCAGACACCUCAUUCAGCGCGCCUCAAGUAAAUGGCGAAGCUCCUACGACCUCAAUAGCCCUACCUUUGGAAUCUACGCAGAAAACGAAGAAAGGUCUACGGAAACGAAAGGGGAAGAAAAAGAAGUUGACAGGACCUAUUAUCCCUCGGAAACCUCACGUCAAGACGCACAUGGGUCCACAGUUCCCGAAAGAUACCGAGACGCCUUAUUAUUCCUGGCCUGAACACGGAAGAGGGCAGGUUGUCCUCGCCGACACUGGGUAUAAGAGAGCUAUAGAGUUGCUACUUCACCUUGAGUUCGGCACCUUAGAACAGGCGACCGCAAGCACCGCACGAUGGAGUGGAGAAGUAGGCAUGGGCAAGAAUUGGACCUUGGAGAUUAUUGGCGAGAGGGCGGCCGUCAAUCCCAACCCUACGGCGUCAUCCACCUCUGAUGGGGCAGUGAAUAAUUUGUCUGGCAUGGUCAGACGGAAACGUGGAUCCGAUGACCAGACUGCAGCCGAUGCAUCCCCAUCCACAUCGCCAGUAACCACGCUGCUUGGAAAGGGCGUUGUCCGUAAGAAGGCAAAGCUCGACUAUGACAGCACAGCCGCUACAUCUGCGUAGAGACCAGAUGAUUGCUGGCCUGAAACCGCGUUGGACAUAGCAACUAAACUCUUCGGAGCUCCUCCAGCUCGGAAGAAACUCAAAAUAUCUUAACUUUCUUUAGAGGCGUUUUAUUUCUAUUUUAUCGGCGCAGGAUCAAACGGAAUAAACCCAGGGAUUAAGGAUUAUGUUAUGGAUCAAGCGUCUAGGAGUAAGACGCAAGGAAAAGGCGUUGAUUAUUCGUGAAUAUCGGAAUCUUUCAAGGAUAUUUCGAUUGGAGGAAGCCAAUCUUGCUGAGUAGUUUAAAGACUACGAGGUAUUGUACCCUACGGUCCGAAAGGGCCUUGAUUAUCAAACGCGUAGUUUUAUUUAAUCGAGUGGUAUUGUAUAACGAA
Molecule: messenger RNA, 2290 nt
Organism: Hypoxylon trugodes
Lineage: Eukaryota; Fungi; Ascomycota; Sordariomycetes; Xylariales; Hypoxylaceae
Product: histone acetylation protein-domain-containing protein
Exons: 1
Coding region: 216-1916 (566 amino acids)
Biological process (GO): DNA damage response
Cellular component (GO): nucleus
Molecular function (GO): histone H3K56 acetyltransferase activity
Source: RefSeq, a predicted model, not a curated record